Lemur catta (Ring-tailed lemur) is the source of this 6140-nucleotide messenger RNA. It is a transcript of the gene ZBTB47, whose product is annotated as zinc finger and BTB domain containing 47. Gene Ontology annotation, cellular component: nucleus. The record is from RefSeq and is a predicted model, not a curated record. Lineage: Eukaryota; Metazoa; Chordata; Mammalia; Primates; Lemuridae. Gene Ontology annotation, biological process: regulation of transcription by RNA polymerase II. Bases 2695 to 5076 code for a protein of 793 amino acids. Gene Ontology annotation, molecular function: DNA-binding transcription factor activity, RNA polymerase II-specific; RNA polymerase II cis-regulatory region sequence-specific DNA binding; protein binding. The transcript has 5 exons.
UCAGGCAAGGGACCCCUCAGGUGUAGAAGGCUCUGACGGGUAAGCAACCUUGGCAGGUGUGCCUGGCACCUGGCCAGUCCCCAGCCUGACUUGAGGGCAGGGUUUGAGGGCAUGAAACCCCCUGGCAACAAGAGUGCCUGACCACCCCCUGGUCCUGCGUCUUAGCGGGACUGGGGUGGCCUGGAAUUGGGCAUGGGGUGUGUGGCUGCAGCUGGCACAGCCACAUGGGGAGGGUCAUCCCCAUCUUCAGGGAACUGGCACAUCUGGCUGGGGAGGCCAGCACAGCUGGUGGGCACUGCAUGGGACAGGCUGGGCAAGGGGACAGCUGUACCCUGCUGAGGGGCUGCCAGCUAUGGACACGGGCAGCAUCUGUGUGCCCUGUCAAGGGAGUCCAGUCAGGGUACCUGGUCGUGAGGUUCGAGGGCCCAAGGAUGGUGCCGGUGUGGCUUGGGGGUACUGCCUUGGGAACGGAGCCUCUGAGGCAGCUCUGCCUUCCUCCCCUGCUGAGGCCAGAGGGCCGAAGCGAGGCCUCACUUAGGCCCUGCAGGCCGAACCGCAUAUGAGAAGGUUGCCCUUCCCCAUGGCAGGUGGGCACAGGUGGGCACUGGAGCAUGUUCCAUAAAGGGAGAGAAGACAGGUCUGAGACCCUGUGGCCUGGGGUAGAUGCUCCCAAAAGGCCUGGCUUUGGCAAGCCCUUAUCCAGGACACUUCUCCUGCUACCGUGUGGCCCCGGGAGGCCCUAAGGAAUCCCUGUUACAACCCAAGUUGUACUCUGACCCCUCACUGAUUUGUAGGUACAGUGGCUCUGGAGAGAAGGCAGCGGGUAGAGGGAAUAAUGUCGGGGCCUGCGGAAGCCCAGGGGUCCCUGGGUGGGAGAAUUUCUCCUUGUUAAGUCACUAAAGGCUAAGAAAUCUAGCCAUGUGGAAUGGUGUCCAGUCCAUCAAGGAAGGGGUAGCCUUCGCAGAGCUGCGAGUCCAGGGGCUCUGGACUGGGGGACCCUCCCAUUCUGAGCCUCAGUUUCUCCAUCUGCGCAGUAGAGGUUGGUCCCAAAUGAUGAAUCAGAAUGAGUCAGAGGAGGGAGGUGGGAGGGGCUUAGUGCCACGUCCCAGUUAGAUUGGCCAGGCCUGGACAGGCCAGCAGCUUCGGGACAGAGGGACAGACGAGAGGCAUCUUGGCUGGGGGAAGCAGUGUGGUGGGAGGACUCAAGGGAGACGGUAUCCAUGGCCAGGGACCUGGCUGGAAGGGAAUUUGGGUGAGCACAGGGUGUGUGCUGCCCUGGCCACGAGAUGUGGAGGGAAGGGUCCAGGGCAGGUCUAGAAGCAGGUUGUUCUGGUGGCUCAGUGAGGCUCAUCCUAAGGCCCAGGGCAAGUUCUCAUUCAGGUGACUGCGGAGUUGAGCCUAAACACCACCACGCCACCCAGUCUGGGCCCACCCACUGCUGCCCGGGCCAUGGAAGGAUGUGAUGGACAGGGCCGAGGUUCUCCCAGGGCCUCCAGCAUGGCGUCGGGGGACCUGAUGGUUUUAUGGCCAUGAGACAAGGUACCUCCCAAACGUAGGAAGUCUGACGCCGCCAGGCUGGCUCUGAGGAGAGCCAGAACUUGGAACCAGCAGGGUUGGUGCAGCCAGGAAGGUGGUCGGUGGAUAGUAAUUACACAUGUGCAGUGUGCUGGGCCCCAUGUAGGGGACUGGGCAGGCUGCCUGUCUGUGCUGCCCGCCUUUUGGGGAGGCCACUGUGUGGAACCAGGGGUGACUGAGUUGGCUCCUAAUCUGGGUAACUGGGUAAUUCGCAGGUGCUGUAUGUGGCCACAGGCCUGGACGCUGAUCUGUCAGACUUUGAGGGCCUCCCCAGGGCUCCAGGGACCCCAGGUGGUAUAGCCUCCAAGACGGGGCCAUCCCAGAGCCUCCGGGCCCGCACUAUUGCUGACCUGGGGACUGGAGGUCUAGAGGAAAAAGAGUCUGGGGCAGGCCCUGGGGGUCUCCUGCCCGCAGGCAUGGUAGACAGGUAACACAGCUGUGUCCUUCCACCCGCACAGCGCCCUGUGUCGGGGGAGCGGCUGGGGGCCAAGCCUGAGGCUGCAGGCAGGGGUGGGAGCAGCCUGGCCCACCAAGCUCUAGCCAAGUGAUGGGGGGCUGCCUGGAUCCCACCAGCCUCCUCGGGCACAGCCAGACCGGGCUGGGGAGAAGUUACAGGCCCUGGGCCUGGAUUUCUUCGCAAGUUCCCACUUCUGCAGCAGCCUCACUGCUGGUGAGGUGAGGGGUCCCCACAGGUGCUGCCCCCGCCCCCCAGUUGCAGUGGCCAGAGGCCGGGCAGAGAGGUUUGUUUUGUUGGUAUGUGUGAGUGAGUAUGUGGGAGACAAUCUCUAGGGCUGAGGAAGUGCUGAAGGGAUGCCUGUGUCCCUGCUGGGGUGACCACCUGGUCCUGCACCCUGAAAACCCCCAGGCCCCUGGUGAACCAGAUGGUUGGUCACCAUGGUCCCUUUUCCUGCCCCUUCCCUUCCCAGGAUGACUCUUCCCUUUUUACAGGGGAAGAGCUGGAGACCCAGAAAAGUUAAGUGACUGACCCAGGAGCUGAUCUUCAGCCUGAAAAGCUCACGAGUGGAGUGUGAGCCCCGCGGGCACCUGGCUGGGACCUGAGCCUGGCCCUCCGCUUCCUUGCCUGAGCUCCGGCUCCUUUCCUGUGAAGCGGCGCGGGGGAUGGGGGGCUGCCUCACGGGUGGGCUGCAGGGUGUAGGGGGGCCCACCGGCCUUGACCCCCUCCUGUGCCCUCUGCCCCCACAGUUGCUGGUUGAGAAGACAACUGACUCACCGGCGGCCGAGUUCUCGCUGGUGGAGGACGUGGCGCUGCACUUCGCCUGCUUGAUGGGCCGCCUGAACGAGCAGCGCCUCUUCCAGCCCGACCUGUGCGACGUGGACCUGGUGCUGGUGCCCCAGCGCAGCGUCUUCCCGGCGCACAAGGGCGUGCUCGCUGCCUACAGCCAGUUCUUCCACUCGCUCUUCACCCAGAACAAGCAGCUGCAGCGUGUGGAGCUGUCCCUGGAGGCGCUGGCGCCUGGUGGCCUGCAGCAGAUCCUCAACUUCAUCUACACGUCCAAGCUGCUGGUCAACGCAGCCAACGUCCACGAAGUGCUCAGUGCCGCCUCCUUGCUGCAGAUGGCCGACAUCGCCGCAUCCUGCCAGGAACUGCUGGACGCCCGCUCCCUAGGCCCACCGGGUCCCGGCACUGUGGCCCUGGCCCAGCCGGCUGCCAGCUGCACCCCAGCUGCACCACCCUACUACUGUGACAUCAAGCAGGAGGCGGACACCCCAGGCCUGCCCAAGAUCUAUGCCCGCGAGGGCCCUGACCCCUACUCAGUGCGCGUUGAGGACGGGGCAGGGACCGCUGGCGGCACAGUGCCUGCCACCAUUGGGCCAGCCCAGCCCUUCUUCAAGGAGGAGAAGGAGGGUGCUGUGGAGGAAGCCGGCAGGCCCCCGGCCAGCUUGUGUAAGCUGGAGGGUGGGGAGGAGUUGGAGGAAGAGCUUGGGGGUUCUGGCACCUACAGCCGCCAGGAGCAGUCCCAGAUCAUUGUGGAGGUGAACCUCAACAACCAGACACUGCACGUGUCCACGGGGCCCGAGGGGAAGCCAGGCCCUGGGACCAGCCCGGCCACCAUGGUGCUGGGCCGGGAGGAUGGGCUGCAGAGACACUCAGAGGAGGAGGAGGAGGAGGAAGAAGAAGAGGAUGAGGAAGAGGAGGGUGGUGGCAGUGGAGGAGAGGAGGAGGAGGAGGAAGAGGGUGGCAGUCAGGGAGAAGAGGAAGAGGAGGAAGAGGAAGGGCACAGUGAGCAGGAGGAGGAGGAAGAAGAGGAGGAGGAGGAAGGGCCCAGUGAGCAGGAUCAAGAGAGCUCUGAGGAGGAGGAAGGGGAGGAGGGGGAAGCUGGCGGCAUGCAGGGGCCACCAGGGCGCCGGGGCAGCCGUGCUGACCCCCCUCCCCACAGUCGCAUGGCCACGCGGUCCCGGGAGAAUGCCCGGCGCCAAGGCACCUCUGAGCCUGAGGAGGCUGGGCCACGUAGUGGGAAGCGACCCAAGCUGUCCCCCAGAGUGGCCUCUGCACCAGCCCGAGGGCCUCCAGCCACUGAUGGGCUGGGGGCCAAGGUGAAGCUGGAGGAGAAGCAGCACCACCCGUGCCAGAAGUGCCCACGAGUUUUCAACAACCGCUGGUACCUGGAGAAACACAUGAAUGUGACCCACAGCCGCAUGCAGAUCUGUGACCAGUGCGGCAAGCGCUUCCUGCUGGAGAGUGAGCUGCUGCUGCACCGGCAGACGGACUGCGAGCGCAACAUCCAGUGUGUGACGUGUGGCAAAGCUUUCAAGAAGCUCUGGUCCCUCCAUGAGCACAACAAGAUUGUGCAUGGUUACGCAGAGAAGAAGUUCUCAUGUGAGAUCUGUGAGAAGAAGUUCUAUACCAUGGCCCAUGUGCGGAAGCACAUGGUUGCCCACACCAAGGACAUGCCCUUCACCUGUGAAACCUGCGGGAAGUCCUUCAAGCGCAGCAUGUCCCUCAAGGUGCACUCACUGCAGCACUCCGGGGAGAAGCCAUUCAGAUGUGAGAACUGCAACGAGCGCUUCCAGUACAAGUACCAGCUGCGGUCACACAUGAGCAUCCACAUUGGCCACAAGCAGUUCAUGUGCCAGUGGUGUGGCAAGGACUUCAACAUGAAGCAGUACUUUGAUGAGCACAUGAAGACCCACACAGGGGAGAAGCCGUACAUCUGCGAGAUCUGCGGCAAGAGCUUCACCAGCCGGCCCAACAUGAAGCGGCACCGGCGCACGCACACCGGCGAGAAGCCGUACCCCUGCGACGUGUGCGGCCAGCGCUUCCGCUUCUCCAACAUGCUCAAGGCCCACAAGGAGAAAUGCUUCCGCGUCAGCCACCCGGGGCCCGGCGACGGCGCGGCCCCCGGCCCCGGCCUGCCCCCCGCCCCGCCGCAGGCGCACGCGCUGGCCCUGCUCCCCGGGCCGCCGCCGACCCUGCCGCCCCCGCCGCCCCUCUUCCCCACCGCGGCCGGCGCUGGCGGCAGGAUGAACGCCACCAACUAGCUGCCCAGCUACACCUGCUGCGACCUGGAGCCCAGGGCCCGCUCCGGGGGGGGACCCGCUGCCCUCGCUCCUCGCUGGGGGGGCAGCAGCUCGGGCCUGGGCCGCCGCCCCCUCCUCCAGAGGUGGCUGGAUGUGCUCCGCCUGAGACCCCGACCCGGGGGGCGCGGGCCGGCAGCCCCCAGAGCCGGUGGAGGACGCCUCACUCGCAAGUGCCCCCCUUUCUGCGACUCCUUGAAGCCUUUACGUUUUGGGGUUUUUUUUGCAAGUGAAGGAAAAAGAAAAGAGAGGAAACUGUUUGCAGCACCCCUCCAGGCGAGGGGGGUGCUGGAGGCGGCAGGUACGGCGGGAGGGAGGGCCCGGGGACAGGUGUAGUGGCCGGUGACGCUGCUGAGGCCGGAGGCGGAGAGGGUUGGUCUGACCCAGCCUGGAGCGGCCUCUGCGGUUUAGCCCCAUGUGCUCGUGCCCCUACUUUGCUCCUUCUUCUUGGAGGGUUUGGGGAGAAGUUGGGGUGCCGCCCCUGUAGAAGAGUUGUGGACCCAGUCCGCGGGCUGUGGACACCCCGCCAGGGCGUGAGACUGGACGCUGGCGGGCGCGGGUGGGGAGCGUUGAGCAGCGGGAACUGCAGACCUGGCUGUGCGCCAAGUAGUGUGGGGGAGGCAGGGGCUGGACCCCAGGGGCUUGCUUUCCCCACCCACAUCCCUGCCGGCAGGCCCGGGGGUCCCCAACCUGCACCAGGCUGCACCGUGGGUCUUGAGUCCUGGCGAUGUCCCCGGAAGCUGCUAGGCCUUGGUGCUGUGGGCCAGGCCCUAGGUGGGCAGACAGGUGCCUCCCUCAGCACCAGCUCCCAGGGGCUGGAGUCAAGGAACCCCUGCAGACAGGCCAGACCCCAGGGGCAGGGGCCAAGGAGGAGGCUUGGACGAGUGUUUGGGGGUUUCAAGGUGCUAUCGGUGGGACAGGGGGCAGGGCUGCCGCUCACAGAGCACCUCCGCCCCUCACCAGCUACCCUGGCAUGUGUUUCACACCAGAAGGAGACGUGAGACGUGUGUGUGUGUGUCCGUCUCUGC